Messenger RNA from Kwoniella mangroviensis CBS 8507, 3099 nucleotides. RefSeq lists its product as uncharacterized. Gene Ontology annotation, biological process: regulation of DNA-templated transcription. Gene Ontology annotation, molecular function: DNA-binding transcription factor activity, RNA polymerase II-specific; zinc ion binding. Gene Ontology annotation, cellular component: nucleus. The transcript is spliced from 11 exons. The record is from RefSeq and is a predicted model, not a curated record. Bases 1 to 3099 code for a protein of 1032 amino acids. Lineage: Eukaryota; Fungi; Basidiomycota; Tremellomycetes; Tremellales; Cryptococcaceae.
AUGUCGAAUAUCAAUCCCGAUAGACCGACUUCCACAUCCAACAUCAUACCUCAUCCUGCAUCUCGACUUUCCCCUCCGCCUGGUACAGAUCUCUCCCACAUAUAUGGACAAGGCUUCGCAACCGUCGGGCCAUCCGAUUACGAUAUGAUCUCGGGGGGUUCCAGUAUACCACCUCAGGUCCAGCCUGGGACUAGUGGAAUAGGUGGUGGAAAUGCAGGAUCGACAUCGGACAAUAAAAAGAAGAAGGAUGAUAAGGAUGCGAAUGUCCCUAAAAGGGGUUAUCGAGCUUGUGUUCAUUGUCGCUUGAGGAAAGCGAAAUGCGAUCUGGGGGAUGUAAAUGCUCCUUCGGAGCCACCUUGCUCGAGAUGUAGGAGGGAACAGAGGGAUUGUGUCUUCUUACCUAGCAAACGACGAAGGAAAACAUCGACCGCUGCUGAAGGAGCUUUGCGAGAAGCCUCAGUCGAUCCAUCUCAAGCAGAAGUGUAUCCUGCUCAUGGAUCUACAACAUCAACAACAACUACAAUUACGAACCCCAAUCCAAGCCAAGAAAACCCGCCUCAACCUCAACCUCAGCGGAUCAUUCGACCCCCAUUCGAGAACCAUCCCAGCACCAGCGAGUGGGAUAUAUCUUCGCUUUCUCAUAUUAUGCAGCCGCAAGUAGACGAUACUUCGCGGAAUCAAGCAUUGUACAGCCAUAAUCCACCUUCGUCUUCAAGUUCCAAUUGGCCCGAUCAAUACUCUCAAACACAAGCUGGACCAAGUACCACCACAAGUGGCCUUUCUUCACAUUCACUUUCACAAAAUCAAAUGUUACCUCCUCCUUCUCAGACCUCCUUGACUCCGCAACACCAUCCGGAUACUACAACGCCAGGAUCAAUGGGCGAAUCGUCGGUAGGAUCUACCACUGGACUCUCGCCUAAUCAACCUUCCCAGCAUCGUGUUAAAAAACGACGAACGCUAGAGCCCGACGGUACGAGGAAGAUUGUCAAUGCGAGCUUGUCCAACGAGAUGGACGCUUUAGAGAUCCUAGCCAAUGCAGCGACAGAUGAGAACGGUGAGAUUGAUCCGAACAUGCCGGCAAAUAAGGGUAAACAUCCCCAGCAGGAUGGCGGAUCUAAUGGAGAUACCAAGAGAGUCUCGUGGGAUAUCUCAGAAGAAGCUUCUCCCGUAAGGGAAUUGGAAGAAUUUCAUCUCAUCAAAAAUGGAAUCUUGGAUGAAGAAACUUUACAGGAAUUGGUCAAUAUCUAUUUUAGGGAUCAUCAUCCUUCGUUGCCAAUUUUCCAAACCUCUCGAAUACCACGUACACGCGAACAACUCCUCGACCUGACGCAUAACGAUUCAUUCCUCCUUACAUGUAUCGUAGCCGUUGCAUCGCGACAUCCUGUCGAUCCGAAAUAUCGUGAAAUACACGAUAAGACAUGGCCCAUUUUACGAGAAACCAUGGCUGACUAUUCUUUUGCGGGAUUACCGGGAAGUGUAGGAUUCGUAGAAGGGGUAUUGCUCUUGGCUGAACAUCUGCCGAGGGAAAGGGCAGCUCCACCGAAAUCGUAUAGCCUCAAUAUGCUGGCUGGACCUGGGACGGAGGUUACGGGCGAACAUGGUACAGAUAAUAGGAGAAGUUGGAGUCUGACUGGUUUAGCGAUCAGAGCAGCGUAUCUGCUAGGACUGGACCAGAUUGCCUUGGAGAUCAAUGAGGAUGAACGUACACCCGAUGUAGAGAGAGUACGGAGUGUAUGGACUUGGUGUUACCUAUAUGAUCGUACUAUAGAUGAAACAGGUUUAGCAUUCUGGUCGAGAGGUCCAUCACUAUGUUUCAUUGGGUAUUCACAUAUCUCCCAAACCGGUGAAGCAGCCGCAAGAUUCAACUUCCCUUUACAACUUUCCCCAGGAAACGGAAACGACAAUGAAGAUUCGACACACGAUGAUUCGGCUUCGUUAAUGCAGGGUUUAGUGGAGUUAACUCAAAUCAUGACUAACGCUCAUGAUAUCUUGUAUCCGAGUAAGAGUAGAACAGCUGUAUUGGUUAGACAAGGGGAAUACUUUUUGUUCUUAGACCAUUUUAGGAGAGCUCUGGAUAGUUAUAGGACUAUCUGGAAACCCAAAAAGUGGUCCAAUCAAACAUUACAGGAGCUAAGUUGGAUGACCUAUCAAUUCGUCAGACUGUACAUCUCCUCAUUCGGUUAUUCGGCACAUGUGAAAAGAGCUCAAUGGCGUGCAGAAACUGAGACUCAAGCUGGAAGGGAUGGUGGUAGACAAUCCGUCCAAUUGUUCCCAAGAGGCUCGGCAACUUCACCGGAUGCAAUAUAUAUAUACGAGUCGAUCGGAUCAGCAAAUGAGAUCAUGGCUAUUGCCUUGCGAUUAUCUCAAAUGGGCUCCUUACGAUUUUUACCUUCAAGAUAUUUGAUCAAUAUCUCAUAUGCCGCUGUAUUCGCCCUGAAAAGUAGUUAUUCGGGUGCAGUAACCGGUAAAGAUAUGAUCAGGAUCCGCGAGCUCGUCGAUCAUGUCUGCGCGGCUUUAGUUUUGGCUUGUCCAGAUAAAGAUCAUCCUGCCAACAAGUAUGGGCAGAUGUUGCGGAUGCUCUCUAAGAAAUUGGAACAAUUGUCUGACGCCAGUGCUGUACCAUCGAGAUUCCCUUCACCGGAACCAAUGUCCUCUACACCCUUACCCGCCGCACAUUCAGAACCUACACCAUUACCUUGGACAUUGCCUACCGAAACUUUGGAUACACAACCUAAACCAUUCCAUUUCCCACCUUUCGAAUUCAACUUCCUUCCUGCCACAAAUACCACCAACAACAUUCCGAACAACAACGGUAAUAAUGAUUCUUCAACUACACCGACACACUUUCAGUAUAACUCUACGCCUGCAGGCGGUGCAGGUGAUUACGUGUCGAGCCUUGGUUUAGGUCUAGGUGCGGCUAGUGCGAAUAUAUCGCAGAAUUCACUGAACUAUAUUCAAAAUGGUAAUAAUGGUAAUGAUAGUAAUCCUGCAGAAGGACAAGAAGGGUUGUUUGACUUUGAUACUAAUUUCGAUUUCGAUCUGAAAGGCUUUUGGGACGAUUUCACUUUGGGUGAAGGUAGCGGAUUCCCUUUUAGGUAG